Messenger RNA from Durusdinium trenchii, 3447 nucleotides. The record is from the annotation of a GenBank genome assembly. NCBI's taxonomy places the organism in Eukaryota, Dinophyceae, Suessiales, Symbiodiniaceae.
AUGGUGAGCCAUUUGCGCUGGCUGCUGUGGUUGCUGAGCACUUGGCCUGGUUUUUCUGCAGAACUCAACUCGACGAAUGUAAGUAGCGGGAGCACCUGCUUUCCAGAUGGAAUCGUCGCAGCAAGGCGCAAGAAUGUGACCAACGGUGCCGAGAGCUAUCCUCUUGGUCUUUACGUGAUGGAUUGGGCAGCGGCGCAUGCGACUUCGGCUGUGGCCCAGAUCCUUCUCGAGGAGAAAUUGGGCUACUCGGUGGUACCAGACAUGGGCAUCAGCACACCAGAUGCCUUCUUUGCUUUGGCAGGGUGCCUGCAGCCCACGAACACCACUGAUCGUGGUUGCGGCAGUGGGCCCACGGGUACCUACUACCAUAUCAGUCUGGAAGGUUGGACGCUAGGAUACAUCGAGAUGUGGAAGGAACUUCAGCAGACCUUUCCUGCUACAGCGCCCAGGCUGGUGGGCCAGAUGGGCUACAUGGGAGAGGUGUCCACCUUCAUUCCAAAGAGCGCGCAGGCGAAGGCCUAUGAGGCCGAAGGUCGAUCGAUGGACUUCUACCGGGACUUCAAUGUCUCCUGGAACAAGCCAUGGCGCUAUUUUGGUUCACCCAGAGACGUGGACAAGACACGACUGAUGCGUUGUGAGCUGACCACCCUGAACAGAGCCUCUCCACAAAUGCGCGUCUACGGAGAGUUGCUAGGAGAUUGGGAUGGACUGGUCAUGGAAGGCUCAGGCGAGUAUCGGGCCAAGUGCAUGGAUGACUACUUCUGGUACUCGCCAGCCUGUCGCGGCAACUCCUCCGAGUGCGUGCUGGUGCUGUCGGGUGGUACAGGUUGGUCUUUGGAAGAGUUUAUGCAGAAGGCCGCAGCUUUCAGCAUGCCUUGGGCGUUGUGUGUUGCCGCGAACUGGUCGGAGUACGCCAGCUUGCCCUUUGAUUAUACCAGCGCCUUCUAUUGGUGGACACCAGAUCCCACCUUCCUCAGGAUUGAUCCUACAAAGAUGUUCUUCCCACCGCAUGAUGGACGAGCCUGGAAUCUGGGAGACCGGAGCAGCGCAAAUCAAGCAGUGGCCAUCGACAAGUUUGUCAGCAAGGACCUGGAGAUUUUGGCGCCCGAUGCGGAAGAUCUCGUGAAAGCCUUUAUGCUGGAUGAGAAGUCGGUCAAUGAGAUGCUGCUUGACAGCAUCGACACGGCAGAUUCUUGGCGCUCCAUCGCCUGCCGCUGGCUACAAGGGAAUCCUGCCCUUUGGGAAUCAUGGAUUCCGGACAAGAGCACCUGCUUCGCGCAGUUCGGUCUCUUCCAUGAGUUGGACAACAAGUUUGUGAAGUCGCGCGAAGAUCCCACGCAUUUGACUUGCAGGGCAUGUCCAUCGGGCUUUUUCUCCCAGGAACUCACCGACGGUGUCGGUGUGACCUUCAUUUGUGAAGAGUGCCCGGUCGGCAGCUCUCAAGCGUCUGGGGCUUCUUUGAGUUGUUUGCCCUGUGCAGCCGGAGAGUACCAGGAUACUAUUGGCAGCUUGUCCUGCAAGCGUUGCCCAUUCGCGGCCUAUCAGGAUAUCUAUGGCAGCAGCGGUUGCAAAGACUGCCCUGCUGGGACCACUACGCUGGGUGUGGGCUCAUCCUCCUUGGCCGACUGCGGAUGCGAGUCCGGCAGUAUCAACAUCGCCAGCGAGGCGAUGGUCUUCAAUUGCUCCACCUGCGGCGAGGGCCUGGACUGUCCGACCUCCUCAAGCAUCGCGAACCUGCAGAGCGCCUCCUCUGCGGCGGGGGAGAACUUUGUGCCGCAGAUUGCGGCGGGCUAUUUUGCCACCAAGGAGGAGCCGAUGAUGAUCUACAAGUGCACUCCAGCGGUGAAAUGCCCGGGUGGAAAGCCAGGAGUCUGCGCCGGAGGCCUUGAGGGAAUCCCCUGUGGCGUGUGUCCUGUGGCGAUGACCUGGAGCGAGACCCGCUGCAAGACCUGUGAUGGUGGCACGAUGACCGCAUGGGGCUGCGCUGGGCUCAUUGGUGCUUUGGGCUUGGCCGUUGCCUACCACGUCGUGAACACCUCCAUGACCGCUCAGGCGUCACCGUUUCAAGCCGCGACGAUGUGUGCGAACAUCUUGGUGAACGUCUUUCAGACGAUCGCGAUCUUGGGCAUGAUGACGGUGGCCUGGCCACAGAUCUUCCAAGCCACCACGGAACGCUUCCAGGUGUUCUUGUUGGACUUCGAACGUUUCAGCCUGAGCUGCUUGGCUGGACCAUCGAACGUGCAACGCUGGACCUUCAGCGCCGUGAUGUUUCCCUGUGCGGCGCUUUGGCUUCUCUUCCUCCAGGCGAGCUCCCAAUGCCUCCCCGACCGAUUCAAGCAAUUACGCCGGAAGUUGCCCAAGACCCUCAACACCAUCGGCGUCUUCCUUGAAGCGGGUUUUGGCACCAUGUCAGCGGUGGGAAUGCAACCGCUGAUGUGCUACUUGCACCCCAAUGGGCUCUAUAGCGUGUUGAACUUUCCCAGUGUGAUUUGCCGCAGUGGCGAACAUAUCACCAUGGCCGUCCUGGGCGUCGUGCUGCUGUCCUUCGCCUUGGCUUUCUUGGCCUCAUGUCUCGUGGCGAGCUGGAAGAUGCCGAGCUGGAGUUUGGGGAAUGGACAUGCGUUGGUGCAAAGCUUUCGCUUUCUGACCUCCAAGUUUCGCAUGAAUGCUUGGUGGUUUGGAGUUCUUCUCCCUUUGCGCAGCUUCCUCUUGAGCUUGGCCGUGGUCGUGGCCACGAACUUGCCUCCAGCACAAUCCGCCGCUGCGGCGAUUGUCCUCGCACUCUAUUCGCCCUUCCAAAUCCUCUUGUGGCCGUGGAAAGUGCCCUACAUUAACGCAGCAGACCUGUGGCUGAAUGCCAUGCUCCUUCUAUUGGUGAACAGCUCAGUUGUGGUCGAAGGCACUACUGCGGACGACUGGAAGGAGUUCGGCACCAUCUAUUCUGGGAUGAUCCUCUCAUUCAUUGCCUUGGGUGCCUGCUUCAUGAUCUUGCGCACCGCCGCGGCGCUCGUGCAGCGGCACCUGCUGAAAAACAGCGGCCAGGAAUGGAUCGACCCAGAAUGCAGAGCCAUCAGUGGGAAGGCAGCCAAGGCAUUGAAGCGCUGUGCGCAGGACCUGAUGGAGAUGGAAGUGGCCACUUUGGAGGGCGAAGUGAUGCGCAUGAAUGCUUCUGACUUGAAGAUCAUUACUUCGGCCAUCACCUUGAUUUCCAUGGAGAUUUGUCCAAGCAGUGAACAGCAGCUCUUCCAUACGCGCGUGGCCCUCCAAAGCUUCAAUCAACGGCUUACACGGGUGACCAAUGUCGAUCCGGGUAUUGUCCUAAAGAUGGCAGAGGACGAGGAUGAGGACGAACUUUCAGACCGAAACGUGGGCGCCACGUCUCCGGCACGCGACCAGAGCGACGAGGGCGAGGGCGACCAGGGCGAUCUGCAACGGCUCAGCUUCUGA